This is a messenger RNA of Syngnathoides biaculeatus (alligator pipefish), 6161 nucleotides long. RefSeq names its product ALX homeobox 1 (gene alx1). The transcript has 4 exons. The record is from RefSeq and is a predicted model, not a curated record. Bases 3527 to 4456 code for a protein of 309 amino acids. NCBI's taxonomy places the organism in Eukaryota, Metazoa, Chordata, Actinopteri, Syngnathiformes, Syngnathidae. Gene Ontology annotation, biological process: negative regulation of DNA-templated transcription; embryonic skeletal system morphogenesis; positive regulation of transcription by RNA polymerase II. Gene Ontology annotation, molecular function: RNA polymerase II transcription regulatory region sequence-specific DNA binding; DNA-binding transcription activator activity, RNA polymerase II-specific.
UUGCUUAAAAUGUAUGCUUUAGCCUAGUAGAGUAUGCUAGGCUGGGAGUGCAUUGCCGUAUCUGUAGCUACUCGGCCCCCAGCCUUGUAAACCUUUUUUUUUUAAUUGACAAAAGUGCAGAAUAACUUUAAACAAGCAAUAAAAUUGGGGGGGGGGGGGAACAAAUUAUUUGCACAGAAAAUACGUAAUAUACAAAAAAAUUAACUUGCAACUAGAGGUAGGGUUAAUAGAACAAAAGAAAAAAGCAAUGCAAAAAACUGUUUCAAAUGUCUUCGGGGGCGGGGGGUGACUCGCCCCUUUUUCACAAAGAAAGAAUCGAAUGUAGACUGUUUCUGCCGUCUUUUGAGCACCUUCCUGAAGUGGCUCAUAACAACGUCAUUAAAAUUUUGCAGUACUCUGCAACAUUCUGGUUUUUUAGGGUGAUGGAGUUAGACAAAAUUAUGGAUGUCGUUCCAUUUAGCACAGAAAGAAAGAAGCAACUUUUCGACUUCCUCCAAGAUCUGUGGCCUCUGCUUGGUCACCACGGUUGCUCCUUUCACAACAUCCCUUGCUUCGAGGGCAUCCUCGUGUUUCAGAAUGGCGCCGAUCGUCGAUUUUGCCACGCCAUACUUCUUCGAUAGCUCAGAAACAUGCACACCAGAUUUGGCUAUCAAAUCCUUUUUGAAGUCAACAGUUUUAUGCACCACUUUCCUUUUUUUAGCACCAGCAGUUCCACUUGCCUUCUUUGGAGCCACGAUCGGGGGUUAAAUAUUGCUCAAUUGGAAGAAAAAAAGUCACGACAGGAUUGGGAAAUGUCCGCGAGCAGAAGAGUGUGUGGGUCAGUUGGUUGCGUCGUGCGCGUUACGUCGUUUCCGUUUUUUUAGGGGCUAUGUUCGAAAGCACAAUAACAAAUCGUCGUGGGUCAGCUGGUCGGGGCGUUCGAAUACCGAUUUUCGUCCGAAAACCAAAGCAAAAAAAAAUCUUAAAAUUUUUGUUCGAAAACCGAGGUACCACUGUAACUCACUAGAGUUCGAUUUUGAAAAGGAAUGGUGGAAAUAACGCGUUCACGCAAAGAUUACAAUGGCCCAUUGUAAGCCAUUUUGGAAAAUAGAAAUGCUAUUAUUUGAGUUUAAAGCGGCCAUUUUAGUGUCAUCCUUGAGAUUUUGUCCAACUGCUAUCAAAUUUGGAGCACAAAUAUCACAAAAACUGAUGGGACUUUUGGUCACGGCAUGCGGGAGGAGCACAGGGGGCAAAUUUCGUGACUCGCCAUAAAACUGGAAGCUCUUAACACCUCAACUCCACAGCCCCUGACAAAUUAUUGCACUUUUUUUGUGAUCCUUUGCUGAUUAGCAUCUUUAUUAUUUAAAUGAACAGCACAUAUAACACUGAAUAAAACUGCCACUGAACGAGAUUCCAAAACGGACGUUUCUUUUUUUCUCGCUGCCGUCGGGAAAAGCGAACUUGUCGAGGAAUGCGCCACAGCGAAAAAACUGGAGAAACCCGAACCCGCGUUGAGGGAAUAACAUGGCGCGAGCAGAAACCGUGGGUAAAACGUCCCAGCUAAUUGGUGCCUCGAAUAAGGGCUGCAGGAUGUUUUUCUACAAAUUGAAUUUAAAAAAGAAUGUUAGCCAAGUGCUGUCCUGACUCCACUUGCGUGAAGAGCUAGUGUCAGGUAUUUUUUAUUUUUUUUUACAUUGAGCUCUCUUUAAAUGAACAUUAUACAUGAGUCUAAAAUAUACAUGAGUUUAAAAAAAAAAUAUAUAUAUAUACAUAUAUAAUAUCGCUCUAUAUUAUAAUAUCUUUUUUGAUGCCAAAAGAAGUUAGAAGUUCUUUUGACUAUUGGGAAAAACUGGUCAUGUGUAGUGGACUGCAUCUUUUGAUGAUAGAAAUUUAAAUUGAAUUAAAGUCCAAAUUGGUGUCAGCUAAUUUGCAGACACUUUUUUUAUCUCAUUGUAAACAAAAUUGCAAAUUUCACCAGCGAAUAAAAACGUGAAAUUGUUUUUGCCAGAGACAAUUUAAAAAAAGACUGGGCGGCAUGUGUUAAUAUUUUGCUAAUAUAUGUAUCGCGAACGAAAAUAUGAUAAAAUAGUGAGUUUUUUCGCGUUCAAAAUAAGAUCAAAUCGUGAGCAUGCUUUUAACAUGUAAAAAUCAAGAAAUUGAUAUGUCAUAAUUGAGCUUUCUGAUAGUUUACAGAUGAUAUUACGAUACGACAAUAUCUGGAAGAAAACAUUAAUGAUUCAUCAUAAAUACCAAUACAGUACUCAUGCAUAUUUAGCAUCACUAGCAAUUUACAAAACAUUUUCGCAUUUUAUUUUUAUUUUUGUGGGUGAGUUUCACUGUUUACUUGCUCCAUAUUUGUCAACGUUAACUAGUAUUUUAUUGUUUUUACAUAAUAUUAAUUGAGGCAGCUCACCACUUUUUAAAAAGUACAUUUUAUUUAUGUAGCUUCUUACAGAAAGGACUCACAAAUACAUCGCAAAUGUGCAGUUAGAAAUCAAAAGUAAGUGGUUUGCAUUUUUAUAUUAAACAUAACUUGGCACUAAACAUUCUUGUUGCGCCUUCUCUGUUAAAAUUAAUACAGACAGACCAUAUUUUUUAUAUUUUUAACCAAAAUCCACCAAAAGCCCAAGCGAACUUUUCACAUUUGCCUCAGCGUGAUGCAGCUGCCACACUCGCUCUCCUGAGCAGUCCAAAAAGACCCCAACACCAAACCGCCCCCCCCACCAGAAAGACCAUUGCCAUGGCAACACAUAAACUGUCGUAAGAGAAUUAAUUAGAAAAGCGAUGUCACUGACAUACAUUUUCACAAAUUAUAAAUGACAGCUUUCAUUCAGAAAAACUAAACUGUGAAAAAAAAAAACGUUUAAACAUUCAAAACUUAAAAAAAUGUUAAGACAUAUAAAUAAACAAGUGUUAUUUUCUAUAUUAAGUACAUCCGCGGUGUUUUAAAAAUAUUUGUGUCCAUCCAGCUGUGGGCAUACUACUUGCUUAGAUCAGUUUACAGCUCAUCUCAAAAUUGUAUACGAAUAUUUUUUGUUGUUGCAAUUUGGCCAAUUAGAGAAAUGAUAAAGGUAUCUGCAAUAUGUCAUUGGAGAUGUUUAUGCACACACUGACUGCCCGAAUCAUAUUUUAUAGCGCAUUAUAUAUUUUAGUUACGACAACUGCAGGAACAUUGAGGAGAUGCGUCACUUUAAAUUUUAUUUGUGUGUGUAUGAUGGUUUUAGAAAUACUCAGAUCAAAUAGGAAAAUAUGUAUUUCUACCUUAACCAAAUUCACAUAUUGAAGGUGAAAGUUAAUAAAGAUUUAGAAUAAAAGUCAGCAUGAGUCACGUGCACGUGCAAAAAAACAAGAAAUCGUGGCGUAUUCGUGAGUUGGCCAUUUCAGGAGCAGAGUGCGGUUCAGUUCGGUGUGGAUUGGGCCGCCAGUGGGAGGAGUUGCGUGGGAGAGCAAGGAUGGGGUGGAGGGUGGGGGGCGGUUGUUGAUGUCUUGCUGGCGGGGGCGUCUUGGAAGACUAUUUGGGGGUCUAUAAAGUCGCGCCGCCGCCGCGAUGACCGCGGCACUCAAGAUGAUGAUGAUGGACUUCAUGGAGGACAAGUUCGGCCUGAAGAACCAGGCCAUGAAGGCCGCGGACUACUUCAUGGAGCCCGCUAUGGAGAGCCUGGACGGCGGCGUGUACUUCGCCAAGUCUCCCCCGAAAUGCGCGCAGGGCUUCGGCGAGCACCGCGCCUCGCCCCAGCACGCCGGCUACGGGCCGGCCAAGGCGGAGCAGCUGGCCGCCUCGGCGGCGUCGUGUUGCCGCGGCGACGAGGCGGACGAGGCGGCGGAGGACAAGGGCGACGACAAGGUGACGAGCAGCAAAAAGCGACGGCACCGGACCACCUUCAGCAGCGCGCAGCUGGACGAGCUGGAGAAAGUCUUCCAGAAGACGCACUACCCGGACGUGUACGUGCGCGAGCAGCUGGCCACCAGAACCGAGCUGACGGAGGCCCGGGUGCAGGUUUGGUUUCAGAACCGAAGAGCCAAGUGGAGGAAGCGAGAACGUUACGGGCAAAUUCAGCAAGCCAAAAGCCAUUUUGCCUCCGCCUACGACUUAUCGGUGCUGCCUCGCACCGACGGCUACGCGCAGCUUCCAAACAACUUGUGGUCGGGCCCGCCCCCGGCCGGUUCCGUGGUGCCCCCCUGCAUGCUGCCCCGAGGCUCGCCGCCCUGCGUGGCCUCCUACUCCCCGCGCUCGGCCUCCUCUGCCGCCGCCGCCGCCGCCGGGGACCACGGCCACGGCUACUUCCCCAACCAGCAGAACCAGUUCGGCCACGUCUCCCUCAACAACUUCUGCGGCGACCCGCUUCUCUCGCCGGCGGCGGCCGGCGGCCACCACGCGUUCGAGACCAAGCCCGAGUUCGAGAGACGCUCGUCCAGCAUCGCCGUGCUGCGUAUGAAGGCCAAGGAGCACGCCGCCAACAUCUCCUGGGCCAUGUGAUCCCGCUUCUAGAACCAAAGAAACCGUUUGGAGGCUCAGGAGUCAGACAGAGUCCGGAUAAUGCACUAAAAACCGUCUGUCGCCAUCUACUGGGCCGUGUGUCUUUGGACUCGUGCUCACAUGCUCACCCGCUUCUAGAACCAAAGAUACUGAGCAGCUUCUUGAGCCCAAAAAUACUUUUGAGGCAAUAAAAAGACGCUGCCCGUGUCUGGAGGUGUAUGUGAUACCACCUUUGGACAACAACAAGCAAAUCCUGACCCACUUUUUGAGCCCAAGAAACUUUGACCCACUUCUAGAACCUAAAAACUCAUUUGAGGCUCUAAAGUGAGGCCGACGCCAGAUAAUGCACAUGAAGGCAAUUGUUGUGAUCUCGCGCCUGGACGUUUGGAGACAGCUGUGGGGUUUUUUUUGUUUUUGUUUUUUUUUUUUUUGCAGUCACAUGCUAACUGUCCUCUAGAACCGAAGAAAUUUGGACACAGUUCUGGAGCCAAAGAAGCCCUUCGUUUAGAGGUUCUGGAGUGAUGUGGACUCAACGUACAUGAAUGCAACAAACACUCGGGCUCUCGAAACACACCUUGUGUCUCUAUGGUCCCCUGCUGAUCCACUUCUAGAACCAAAGAAACUCUGGCCCACUUCUAGUGCAAAAAAUAAUAAUAAUAAUAAUAAUAAUAAUAAUAAAUUGCUCAGGAGGGACGUUUGAUUAAUGCAAAUAAAGGCAAUAAAAAACAGGCUUUUGUGAUCGCAAAGUUUGGACUCACAAAAUGCACUCUCAUGGUCACACAUGGUGACCCACUUCUAGAACCCCAAAAGACACUUUUGAGGCUCAAGAACGAGGUUUUGGCGGACUCCAGUUUAUGCAAAUGAAGGCAUUAACAAAAAAUAAUAAUAAUAACAAAUCACUUCCAUGUGUUUGGAGCGAUUUGGACUCAAGGCACGUGAAUGCCAUAAAAGAUGUUGCAUCUUUCAAGGCAGCUGAGAUCAAAAAUUUCACAUAUUUGGACUCGCAGAAAGUUGCCCAGAAACAAAUGUUUCGGUUCUGAAAUGAAAAACAACCUGCGCCCCAUCUUUGGAACCCAAAACAGACAGACUGGCUGGCUUCUGGAACCAAAAGAGCGUUGACUCGCUUCUGUGAAAAUAAAUAAUACCAUCCCACUUAUGAAAAAAAAACAAAACAAAACAAAUGGUUCUUUCUGGAAGUAAGAUUAAAAAUAUUAUUGCGUUUGUGGUUUUAUUUCUGGAACCCUGCAAAAGACUCACCAACAUCUGGACCUAAACAAAUGCAGACCGGCUUUGAGAACAAAAAAGAAAGGGGCUGGGGGGGGAAUAAAACGGCGCUCUGCUUCUGGACCUGAAGCUAAUCCACUUCUGGAACCAAUGAGAAAAUACAUGAACAGUUCUGGAACAAAAAAAAAAAAGUGUCCCUCUUGUGUCACCCAAAAAGACUCCUGAUUUUGAGACUAAAAAAAAAAUCCACUGCCCUGCUUUUGGAACCGAGAUAACAACUUGGAAAAUAAUAAGAAAAUUUCUUGCUUCAAGAAAAAAAAAAAAAAACACAACAGAACAGGAACCAAAAAGACACCCAGAAAAUGGAAUUGGAAGCCCAAGAAAAAAACCAAAAAAACCCAAAAAGAGUUGACUUCAGCAACACAAGACAACAACAACGAUUACAAAAAUGUUUGUGAAACCAAGCCAAACACACACAAAC